Gigantopelta aegis is the source of this 9564-nucleotide messenger RNA. RefSeq names its product rap guanine nucleotide exchange factor 6-like. The record is from RefSeq and is a predicted model, not a curated record. Lineage: Eukaryota; Metazoa; Mollusca; Gastropoda; Neomphalida; Peltospiridae. Gene Ontology annotation, cellular component: apical plasma membrane; plasma membrane. Gene Ontology annotation, molecular function: protein binding; guanyl-nucleotide exchange factor activity. Bases 871 to 4887 code for a protein of 1338 amino acids. The transcript has 30 exons. Gene Ontology annotation, biological process: positive regulation of GTPase activity; Ras protein signal transduction.
GUGGAGCUUAUAACUGUCAGGGCUGUAAAAUUAGAUGUAUUUACUGUAAUCAGUGUAAAUAAAAGUGUAUGUUAUUGGAGUGAAGGGCCUGUGCACCAGCUGUCCUGGUUUAUAUACAUGUAUGUGCCUGCUGAACAGAGAACUACUUGAAUUCACUACACAAAUGUAAGGAUUGUGUGCAUUCCAUCACAGAUCCUUGUGAGGCAUUCUCGUUGGAAAUACUUUCUUGCGGUGUUGGAGAGCUCAUUGCUAUUGUGUUUUAAUCUGUUUGGUGUGUGCGUGUUCUUACUACAGAUUCUAGGUAUUACUUAAGGGGCAGCUGCAUAGUAAGCUGUAAAUGACAGGUGAAAAAACUAGUAUUUCUGAGAUAUGUCUGCAGGUAUUUGAUCCAUGUCAUCUUUGAGUGCACAUCCUUGGAUCACUGACUGGUGUACAUGCGACUGUGUGGUUGUAUUGUUGGAGAACAGCCUCGCUCAAGCAAUUGUAGAGGAGGAAGUGUAAAUAUGUAAUGAAGAAAUAGGUAUUUUUAUAUACUACAUGUAGCUGAAGUGGUGGUAUACAUUUAAAAACUGAAUUUGGAAAUUACUGUGUUCUUAAUAUAUAUUAUUGCUGCCAUUUAAAAGUCCCCUGUCAUAUAGUAACAGCAUGAUAUAGAAAUAACAAUUUGGAUAAUACAAGAAACCUUCCCUACAAUUAAAAGUAUAUGUGUAUGUAAGUUCAAAUAAUGUGUUACUGUAAGAAGCUGGGGUCCGUCAUCUGAUGCAGACAUCACAGUUGUGACAGCCAGAAAGGAGGCCUUAAAUUGCGCAGUAGUUCAUACUAAUACUGUUUACCACCAGCUUCUCAUUGCUGCAUGGUUUCGGUAAACGGAUGCAAGGAUGUGCCCGGCGCACCAGCGAGUGCCUCACAUUGGAGCCAUCCGACAUGAUCGCAAUUGACUACCCUGAUAUCCAGGUGAUGAAAUCGGGGCCACGUCUUCCUUGCUCUCGUGGAAACCUUGAACGUCUGCUUGCACUUGACACUCAACAAGAUAUUUGUAUUCGUAGAAUGAACUCGGACAGUAUCAUUGACCAGCGGUCAUCAGAUAUACCUGGACUGCCACCUUUAUACCAUGGUGACCAGUACAUUCGAAAUGAGCAGUUGUUCAAACGCUGUUCCCGUGCUAGUGACACAUCCAGUGCCUAUUCUGGAUCGGACAUGAUGCAGUCCUCGAUUGAUGACCAAGAUGUGGCUGACAUGGAUUACACUGGUCUGGUGGAGAGUUUUGUUGACUCUGAUGAAGAGGAAGGUUAUGCUGAAUCCACCGAGUCGUUGCCUCUGCGUGACACAGUGAGGGAGUGUUUGGAAAAAGAUCUGUCUGAGAGGACCGAAGAUGACAUUGAGACACUACUUGAUUUUAUGCAGCACUUUAGGGCAUUUGCAAAUAUGACUCUUGCCACGAGGAGGGCCCUGACGGCUGUUAUGGUGUUUGCGGUUGUAGAAAAAGCUGGAACAGUUGUUAUGAAGGAUGGAGAGGAGCUGGACUCCUGGUCCGUUAUUCUCAAUGGAGAAGUAGAAAUAACCCGACAGAGUGGGGCGUCUGAGCGGCUAAUUAUGGGUGACAGUUUUGGAAUCACCCCAACUAUGGAGAAGCUGUACCACCACGGUGUUAUGCGGACAUUGGUGGAUGACUGUCAGUUUGUGUGUAUAGCACAACACGACUACUACAGGAUAUUGUCUCAGGGUGAAGAAAAUACUAAAAGACAUAAAGAAGAAGGCCAGGUUGUCAUGGUAACAGAACAUAGAGAUCUAGAUGGAGGCAACAGAAGGGGUCAUAUCCUUAUACGGGGGACACCUGAACGAUUGAUGCUGCAUCUUGUUGAAGAUCAUUCUGCGAUAGACCCCACUUAUGUUGAGGAUUUUCUCCUCACAUAUCGAACAUUUCUAGACAGUCCUCUCAUUCUGGCCAACAAACUGUUGGAAUGGUUUGAACAACCCGGGCAGCGCUCAAAAGUCACUAGAGUUGUUCUGCUGUGGGUGAAUAAUCACUUCAAUGACUUUGAGAUGGAUGCAGCAAUGUGUGAGUUUUUGGAGCACUUUGAAGAGAUGCUGGAAAGGGAGCCUGAGGGUGUAAAUGAGCGGCUGAUGGGUGAGAUGAGGUUGAUGAACAUUGCGUGUGCCGCGAAGGCGCGGGUACGCACGAUCACACUGACACGGGCCACCAGGGAGGAGAUACUUCACUUCCAGAUCCUCGGUGGGCUCGAACGUGGUAGCGGCAUCUUUAUCACAAAAGUGGAGAAUCGGUCGAAAGCUUUUGAUGCUGGACUGAAGCGAGGGGAUCAGAUACUGGAGGUGAAUGGCCAGAACUUCCAACAUAUAUCACAUAACCGUGCACUGGAGAUCCUCCGUGGUGCCACUCAUCUUUCCAUCAUGGUCAAAUCAAACCUUCAUGACUUCAAGGAAAUGCUACUUUCUGCAGAAAAAGGAGCUCCAAGAAAAAUGAAGUCUCAAGAUUUCAUUCAGCCCCCUCCACUAUUAAAACAGAGGUUGUCUGCUCCUAAUCUGGAGGGACAGAUUCCAGUUAUAUGUAAAGACAAAAAAUUAGAAAAGAAAGACAAAGGCUUUAUGAUGUUUGGAAACAAGCCAAGAUUGAAAAAAGCCUUGAUGAAAAUGAAUCUAAUUCCUAAAAAUUUAAAUAAUAGUGAGGGCAACAACAUGAAUCAUUCUGAUGAGAGCCUGUACACAAAGCCAUCACGGAAAUCAUCCACUUCGUCUACCUCGUCGUCGAAUGCUGGUCUGUCAAAUCACUUGAGUGCCAGUAACCCAGAUCUCACUAGCCUCGGGGGUGUGUCGGUAAAUGACCUCAACUUUGAUUUUCCAGAUCAUGUCAUCAAAGUCUACAAGGCCGACCAGUCUUUCAAAUAUCUCCCUAUUCACAAGGAAACUACUGCCAAAGAAGUUGUCAUGCUGGCUUUACAAGAGUUUGGAAUUACUGACCCUAGCUGUAAUUACUCUCUAUGUGAGGUGACCGUGCAGAACGAGAAGGUGAUCAAACAGAAACGACUUCCAGACCAACUACAGAACCUGCAGGAGAGACUCACCCUGAACGGCCGGCGAUCUUGUCCUCGUGUGCUCAGGUAUUACCUCAAGAAUAACCUGACCACGGACACGCUGGUACCCGACGAGCUGAUGGGCGAGCUGCUCAAGGAGAGUCAGAUCAGCAUGCUGCAGCUGAACUCCGGGGAGGUGGCCUCGCAGCUCACACUGGAGGACUUCAAGGCCUUCCGCGACAUGGAGCCCACAGAGUACAUCGAUGACCUCUUUAACCUCAACUCAAAGUUUGGAUGUCCAAAUCAAAAGAAAUUUGCUGAACUUGUCAACCGAGAGAUGUUCUGGGUAGUGACAGAGAUAUGUUCUGAAACCAGUCUAGUCAAACGAUCAAAACUGCUCAAACACUUCAUCAAAAUAGCAAAACACUGCAAAGAUUGCAAGAACUUCAAUUCACUGUUUGCCAUUUUGAGUGGCCUGGGUCACCGGUCUGUGACAAGGUUACACAACACGUGGGACAGGCUGCCUAGUAAAUAUGUGAAAAUGUUUGAGGAUCUUCAGAGCUUGAUGGAUCCAUCUAGGAACAUGGCUAAAUACCGCAGUCUCAUCAACAGUGAACACAUUCAGCCACCAAUGCUUCCAUUUUUUCCACUGAUCAAGAAGGAUCUGACUUUCAUUCACCUUGGUAAUGACUCUAUUGUUGAUGGACUCAUUAACUUUGAAAAACUCAGAAUGAUCGCCAAAGAAAUUCGACACAUAUGCAAUAUGUCUUCAGCACGCUAUGAUGUUAGCAACAUGUUUCUGGGAACGGGUGGAAUCUUUUCCAGUUCAGUUGUAUCAGGUGUUGCCACUCUAAAGCGUACAAAGAAUCGACGAGCAUCCACACUUCCAAAUUUGAAAAAAAUGUAUGAAGAGGCCCAGAUGGUUCGGCGAGUAAAGUCCUAUCUUCAGAACAUGCAGGUCACAACUGACGAGGAGAAACUGAAGGACAUGUCCCAUCGCUGUGAACAACCAGCUCGUCGCCGAGACCCAUCACCAAACGUAAACACAGGAUCACCCAGUCACAAAAUAGAUGAGAAUAAACUGCUGCAGUCUGGACCCAAGUUUGGUUCCGAGUCGCCAGGAGCUGUUCGCAAGAUCAUGGCUUUGACGGACAAAGUUCGUCCUCAUAACCCUAAAAUACCCGUUCCUCCUGUAACUAGCCCCAUUUCGGGUCGACGGGGCCAGACUUCCCCCCGCCAUGGGGCUAGACCACAUCACAUGGUUCACCUGUCACCCGAGAGCUCGUCUGUGAUCAGCCUUAGUAACAUGCAUACAUACAAGCCCAUUCGAACGGCUUCUAUGGGAUCGACAGAUUCGGCCAGUCCAACAUGCAGCACGAAGAGUUACCAGCAGCAGAGUUCCUCCGAGACCGAUUCCGGUCACUGCUUUGACAGCCAGAGCAGCAGCUCUGUGGGUUCAUACAACUCACCGCCCGAACUGAGGAAGACUGGGCUACAAGCAGCUGAUAAAGCGAUGAUGCCGAUGUUUCUUCCAACAGUACACAAUAGCUUCCAGCAUCAUAGCUCGUCCCUGUCACUGGUCCGCGGGCGGCCUUGUCUGCCGUCUUAUCACGCGGUCAUGCAAAACGCAUCAAUGUCCGCUCCAACAGGCCUGUGUCAUGUUCAUCCUUCUGGCUAUAUGAACCCGAGACCUCCUCUCCCAGAUUAUCAAGCAGCAACUCAAAUGGCCCAGCUGGCUAGACAGAAACAGCUGUGGAAGAUGGAUCAUUCACAACCAAAUGAAGCCUACUAUCCAAAAGGCAAUUUUAUUCCUCAAGAAGGAGAAGAUGUUGAUCAAGAGCAAGUCUCAGCUGUUUGAUUAAUGGUUGGUAGUAAUAAUAUUUAAUGGUGCAAUUUUUCAUUGCAAAACUGUGAUAAGAGGCCAGUCCCCACAGUCUGGUUCCCAGUACAGGAGGAGAACUGUUUCAUGACUGGCUGCAUUUCAUAAACUCACUUGCCAUUGAAUGGUUAGGAUGUGUGGACUAAGAAGUGUGAAGACUUAAGAAAGGGAAAUAGUGUCUGUGACAGGAAAUAACAAUUGACUGAACAUUUAGCAAUAAGAGGAGUUUGUGGUAAUGUUUUCAAUAACUAGAGUGUUAUGCAAGUUGUAAAACUGAAGAGAGCAUUACGAAAGCAUUACACAUAACUGGAUGUGAUUGUUAGUGAUUCAUAAUACAUCACUGGAGGAUUUUCUCAUUAAAACUUAUUCACAGUCAGAUUGCUGAUCUCUUGCUUGGAUUGAUGGAGUAACAAACCUGGUGAAUGGUUGUUUGCUUGUAACAUUUGCUAGACGGUGAACAACAUUUUGUACCUUCAGCCACCACUGGCUGGUGUGCUAAAAUAAUACAGUAUGAUGCUUUCUGUUUAUUGACUACAGUUGAUGACAUUAGGAAGCUGAAAGUGGAACACCUCCUGAGUGGAUGUCUGUAAGACAAAACACUGUAAACUGCCAUCACUUACAAGGUAUAAAGGUGCUAUGUACAGUAAAUAGAUGUAGACAUUUUAGAGAAGAAGAGUGCUCACAUUUGCUUUGGUUUUAUCUAUGAAUGAAAUGGCAUCACAAAAACAAGUGCUUUCACACAUCACACAAUUUGAAUGUGUAAGAUACAUUUUUAACAGUGCGCUUUGUUUGAUACAGUAGAUGUUUGGAGUGUUGUUGAAAGCCAAGGAAUCUCAUAUGAAACACUAAAGCCAAUUAUGAUUUAAGCAACAAAUAUAUGGUCUGGUUAACUAUAUUUGUUUUUUAAUAUGACUGAAAUAUACACUGAUACAGUGCUGCGGGCAGGUUCAUAAUAAUAAUAAAGUCUGAUAUCUGUGAUUCUGUGUGGAGAUGCCUGAGGACAGUUACUGCAACACAACACUAAUGAUUUAAAUUCUUUUUUUCUCUCUCUCUCACUCUCUUCUGUGAUUACUUCUCUAAAGAUAAUCUGUUGUACUUCACAGAGAGUGAUGAGUGUGUGACAUAUUUAUUGUCUUACUUGUUUAUCAAAAAUACCUGUUUGUUACUUUUGUUAUCAGUGAAAACAAAUGCUUCCCAGUGUGCAUACGUAGAUGUUUAUCUUGCCAGUGACAAGCAGCCGAUCCUUCAUGAGCACUGGCCACAACGGUUCAGUUAAGCAGAGAUGCAGCAGGGUUUUGGGUCAGGCCUGUGUAUACUACAGUCAAGUAUAUUUUAAUAACAGUAAAUAUGUUGGUUUCAUUUUAAAUGUUUUAUCUUUUUGUUUUAUUGUUAUUUUAAAAGAAAUUUGAAAAAAAUAUCCUUAACAAGUAUGAUUUCUUUCUCAUUUUAACUGUUUUAGUUGUGAUUUAAAAGGCAACCAUCUCAACAUCAUAUCGCAGCUACAUGGUUUAAAGUUGUUUGUGAUCUGCACAAACUGUAUCAGUCUUAAAUUAAGAGUAGGCAUUGUUUUCUUUAAUUAUUUUUUAAAACUAUUUUGUCCCUUGCGUGUGGUCAUGUCCAAAAGAUCUUGAUGGUUGGACUGUUAGGCCUAAAACACACCGGAUCUGGGUCUGGCGAGCAUGGUACCAGUCGAAAAUUAAAUGCACUAAAUCAAAUAUGACAAAACAUAUGGUGCGAACUACAGACCUGGCAACAGAUUACACAGGACAUACUCUACAAAAGGAAUUUAUUAAUCAAUGUCGAUUUCUCAUACUUAUUUUUGGUGUUUAUAGAAGUAAAUUUAUUUGAAGAUAUGAACUCAUUAUUAUAUAUUGAUAACAUGUUACAGCUACAGACACAGACAUCAAAAUACACCAGACAUAGCGUCUUUGCCACACUCGCCAGAUAGCCGUAGCAUAGAUUAAUCUCAGGUUUUUGAUGGAUUCAUUAACUUUUAUGUCAAACAAAAUGAUAACCUAUGACAUGCCAUUAAAACUUAUGUAUGGUACAAGUAUUUAGUUUUUUAUGUUAUUAAGUUACUUUCAAAACAAUAAAACAAUGCUGUUCACUUUAAAAUAAUCCGCAUUAAAAAUCAUUGUGAAAAGUUGUCAUUGGCAUAUUAAUAAUUUUUCUGUCUGACUUAUGCCACAAGAACAUCAACUUGGAUGAAAAUCCAAAACAUACUUUCUGAUUGUGGUUUAUUGUUAUUUUGCAAGGCUGAAGGCCCCAGAUAACUAAACUGCUGCGUAAUUCUUAUAAUGUAACCUGUUACCCACUAUUUUAGCUACUUAACAUUAUCUUUAGUGGAUGAAAAAUAGGCUACCCUGUACAUUGCAAAGACUGUAGCUCUGUCAACAUCAUAAACAAAAUAUUAGCAAUUAAACCAAAUUAGUGGUGUUUAACAAUGGACUAAAUAUUGGUCUCCAAAUUGUAUAAACAGCUUUUCCUUAUAUUUCAGGCAUACUGUGCUUUUUUCAGGUGUGCUGGUACAAAUGUCACGUGUUACAAAAGGUUUUUUUCAUGCACAAAACUGAGAGAAAUGUUUUUUGAAAGGCUUUUUACACAAGAGAUGAAUUAAAAAUUAUUAACCCUUUUCUCACAAACCAUGGUAAGACAUGUGACACCCAAGAUAACAUACGUGACUUAAUGGGUAACACGUGUUAUUCUGGACAAAAUGUGUUUGUCUUGUCCAGAUCUGUAGUGCCAUUAGUACCUCUUAUUGUAGCUAAACUGAUUAGAAUAGAUGAGGUUUUAUUAUUAUUAUUAUUUUUAAUUGAUAUCACAUGAAUGGAAGUUAGAAGAAACAAUGAUGUCAAAAAUGAACGAUAAUCCUGUUAAUUAUGACACUUUAUGAAACCCUGUAUUUUCUGGAUCUAGCAAUGGCAGGUAAUCUGGAAACUAACUGGUUGGGCGGGACUAAUCGAUGCUGAGUGAAUUUGUAUGGACCUACAUGUAUAUUUGAAAAAUCGAAGUAUUGUACAUGUAUGUUGUCUUUGUUGCUUGAGAAGGGGCGGGAUCUAGCUCAGUCGGAAUAGUAAUCGCCUGAGGUUCUUUAGUCGUAGGAUCAAACGCCCUCAGUGGACCUAUCCUCUGAUUGGAUUUUUCCUCCCGUCCCAUCCAGUGCUCCACAACAGGUAUAUCAAAAGUCAUGGUAUGUGCUUUGCUGUCUAUGGGAGUCAAUAUAAAAGAUCCUUUGCUACUAAUGAAAAAAUAUAGUAGGUUUCCACUAAUACUACCAGUGUGUUCUAGUGGUGUUACUAAACAAAACAAACUUUAACUAUCGUUGCUUGAAAAAUUCUCUUAAUGGUUGAUGUCAUGUUUAGAGGUGGUUAGUCAGGAUAUCUGCAAAACGUUGUGCCGUUAAGAGAGAGAUUUCGAUUUAGCGUUGUCUUCCCUGUAACAGAUAAUAUUUCCAUUUGAGAUAUUUUCAGCCAAGAAGGAUUCACCCUUAAACAGUUAUCCACUAACUGGUCUUGUUCGUGUUAAAAUAUUGACUUUCAACUGUUUCACUAUUUCUUUAAAAGAACCCAUUUGAUGUAUUUAAAACUUUAAAUAUUAUAAUGAAACCAGGCAAUGUUUUGGUAAAAAAAAAAUUGAUUAGCGACGGUAAUCAGUUGAAAAUAGAGUAGCAACUGCUAUUUAUUAAGGUUUUGUAGAAUUGUAUAGCAAUCUGUGGAAUUCCUUGGGACAUUGUUUUAAACUCAAAAAAGUAGUUUGAGAUUGUUUUGAAUGUCUUUUCUCAGUGGUUCUGUUGACAUUUUCGGACAGUGUCAUGUGUGUUAUCGUAUGUCACGUGUGUUACCACCAACUCUGACUUGGAUUCCAAGGAGACUAUGGAUAAUUAUCCUUUAUUUUAGGCUGGUACAGGUAGACCAUCAUGUCACAUGUUUUACCAUGGAAUUGCCCAUAUAUGCUAUGUGGGAGUAUUUCUGUACAGGAUUUAACUUAAAACAAUUUUUUUCUAUUUGCCAAGACCUUCAGAAAAUGUCUAGGUAACACUUCCAUGUUAAGCCCAUAUAUCAUUUCCAGUUGGCCUUCAAAAGGCUUAAAUGACAAUAUUUGUUUUUCAUUGCAUUAAAUCGUACAUAAAUCAUAUUGAUUUAUUUUCAAGUCUUUGAGUGUUACUAACCAUGUGUAUUGGUAUCAUGUAUUGCCAUAAACCUGAGUUUUCAUUGAUGGUAGUACACACUUUUAGCUUCUCUUUACAAGUAAUUUUAAAUGACCUUGUUUCUGUAUUAUUUUUUCCUUCAGUUUUCAGAACAGUUUUAACCAUUGUCAGUACACUCUACACAAAUUUUAUAUUGUUUUUAACUGAUGCCAUUGUAAAACAUUUUUAACAGUCAAAUAAAAAUUAAAUCAAAAUAAGAUAUAUUACUAUUUUUAUUCACCUGUUCACAAUGUGGCAGUUUUUAUUCAGAAUAUUUCUGUUUGAUAUUCUCUCUAGUUUAAUUAUAGAUGUAAUUAUAUAUUUAACAGGCCUGACCCUGUUCUCAUUUUAUGUGUUCAUUACCACCAUUAUUUGUAAGAAUGGCAUAGUAGUUCCCUGUAGUUUUCAUAAGAUGGUCUAUUUUGUAUUAUAUGUGUAUGCUUUUAUUUGUGAAUAAAUCAUUGGAUAUA